AUGGAGUCUUCAAACACAACAACCAUUCCCUCUUUGGAAGACUGUGGCAUCAGUGAGAGAGUCAAAGACACGGUUAUUCCAAUUCUUUAUCUCCUGCUCUUUCCUUUUGCCCUUUUGCUCAAUGUUUUAGUGGCCUGGAUUUCAAUCCAUCUGAAUUCCAAAUCCACCUUCAUGAUUUACCUGAAAAACCUGGUCGCUGCUGACCUCCUAAUGACUCUAACGUUCCCCAUAAAGGCCGUUACUGAAAUGCGGGGUGCUUCGCUGGAACUCAAGAUGUUAUUCUGUCGGUUUUCCCAGGUGUUUUUCUACUCAGGCCUGAAUGUUAGUGUCACCCUAAUGGGACUCAUUAGUUUGGACCGAUUCUUCAAAAUUGUGACACCUGGUAGGACCGCCUUGGCUCAGAAUUUGGUUUUCGGCAGAGCAGUGUCGGCCUUCAUAUGGAUCAUGAUUCUGUGCAGCAAUACCUUACCAACAAUGAUCCUGACCAACCAAGACCCGGCCAAUAAAACUGGAGAACUGUGCAUCCGCAUGAAGAGCGAUUCUGGACUGAAAUUACACGAAGGGGUCAUUAUUUUCAGCAAAGUUCUCUUCUGGGCAGUGUGUGCCGUGGUUGUAUUCUGUUACUUUUGUAUUACAAAAAGGGUUCUGGAGUCCUACAAAAACUCAAAGAGCAACAAUGAGAGGGGGAAACGUGAGGUCAAGUUCCGGGUAUUUGUGAUCUUGUUGGUGUUCCUGGUGUGUUAUGUUCCUUAUCACAGUGUACGAAUUCCUUACACAAAGCUACAGGUCGAGAAAAACGUGACAUGUUUACAAGUAUCACUAGAAGUUGCAAAACAUUUGACCUUGUUCCUUGCUUGUACUAACGUCUGCCUAGACCCACUGAUCUAUUUUUUCCUCUGUCGGCCGUUCAGAAAGAGGUUCUAUGAGAUUACUGGGCUUCAGAAGCCCCCGGAUUCAGAGUCAAAACAAAGUGAGGAUGAUAAUCAAGCCUCAGAAAAUUAA
Chanos chanos (milkfish) is the source of this 1002-nucleotide messenger RNA. RefSeq names its product P2Y purinoceptor 13-like. Gene Ontology annotation, molecular function: G protein-coupled purinergic nucleotide receptor activity. Gene Ontology annotation, biological process: negative regulation of adenylate cyclase activity; G protein-coupled receptor signaling pathway. NCBI's taxonomy places the organism in Eukaryota, Metazoa, Chordata, Actinopteri, Gonorynchiformes, Chanidae. Bases 1 to 1002 code for a protein of 333 amino acids. Gene Ontology annotation, cellular component: membrane. The record is from RefSeq and is a predicted model, not a curated record. The transcript has a single exon.